UUAACUCCAGAAAGUCAGUUAUUUCUCGGCCUUCUUUACAACAACAUCAUCCUCCACACACAUACAGCAAUCAUGUCUAGAGUUUUUGUUGCUUUAGUCGCCCUUCUCGCGACAGCCGCCGCCGCCACCAUCAAGCAGCAAAAAUUGAGCGUGGUUGCUGAACCCCAGGCCCAAUCCACCGACGCCAUCGGCGUCAUCGAGUUCGCAGGCGACUACGGGUCUCACGGGGGCAAGAAGUACUCUUCAAGCGCCGAACUUACCAGCUUGGCACACUCCUCAGCCCUCCAGGCCAAAACCGCAGUCCGCAACCAACAGGCCGCCGGCAUCCAGGCCGCGUUAGGCGCUCAAACCGGAUACGCUCGCGCCGCCCUCGAAGCCGCCUCUGCCGCCCAAGUGGCCCUCGUCGCUAAGCAAGUCAUCGUGCAGAAUCUGCAGAGGCACAUCGAGGACGCCGAGCACCAGCUCCACGCUGAAGAAGCUCAGUACCAACAAUCUCUGCAAGCCGCCAACGCCGCCCAGAACGCCGUCCAGCAAAGCCAGCAACAGUUGCAAGCCGCCACCGCGGCCAUCGCCGCCGUCCAGCAGUCGGUCAGCCACUCCGAGCGCGCCGCCGCCGCCGCGUCUCAAGCCGCCGCCGCUCAACACCAGAUGAUCCAAGACGCCCAACAGAGACUCGGCCGCUUGCACGAGAAGUUGCACGAGGCUUUGUCCGGGCUCCAGGAGACCGAGCUGUCUGCUCAGAGGGCCGCCGCCGCCGCGCAGGUGGCACAAAGCAACGCCGCCGCCUCCGCCCAGUUGGCGGUAGCGAACAGUGCGAGUAAUCAGAUCGAUGAGCAUGAUGUUGUUGGUGAUUACCAUCACUAGGGGCUAAGAGGUGUCACGGCGCUCAUUCUGUAAAUAUUCAUCGCAUCGAGAAUAAAUUCUGUUGAAACUAAAAA
Messenger RNA from Zophobas morio, 938 nucleotides. RefSeq lists its product as uncharacterized. Lineage: Eukaryota; Metazoa; Arthropoda; Insecta; Coleoptera; Tenebrionidae. The transcript has 4 exons. The coding region runs from base 73 to 864 and encodes 263 amino acids. The record is from RefSeq and is a predicted model, not a curated record.